Messenger RNA from Chironomus riparius, 2011 nucleotides. The record is from the annotation of a GenBank genome assembly. Lineage: Eukaryota; Metazoa; Arthropoda; Insecta; Diptera; Chironomidae.
AAAAAAUUUUUGUGAAUGACAAGAAAGUGAUAAAAAUAUUUAAAAUUCUAAAGGCAACGAUUUAUGCCUAGAAAACAUUCAAAAGACAUAUAAAAAUAAACUUUGACAAAAAUAAAUUUAAUUAAAAUUUUUCAAAAAUGUUACAAAAUUCAUAUAUUUUUAACAUUCUUAAAAAAGAAUUCGAGCAUGAUAUACAAAAGUCAUUACUAGUAUUUUGUUGUGCACUGCUUGUGGUGUCGAUCCUUCAAUAUAUAGUAAAAAAUAUUUUGGAGAUAUCAAAACUACCUCCUGGCCCAUUAGGCAUUUGGCCAUUUGGUAUAUUAAGAUUUAUAGGCCAUGAGAAGCAUAAGUCAUUGAUGAAAUUGGCAUCAACUUAUGGUCCAUUGUUCAGUUGCAAAUUAGGACAGCAGUUGUAUGUUGUGAUAAGUGAUUAUAAAAUGAUUCGUGAGAUUUUUAAAAAAGAGUCCAUGACUGGAAGGCCAAAAACACCGCUUUAUGAAGUGUUGAAUGGAGCAGGUGUGAUAAAUGCCGAAGGACUUUUAUGGAAGGAUCAGAGACGUUUCUUGCAUGAAAAGUUGAGACGAUUUGGAAUGACACAUUUCAGCAACAAUAAUAAUAAGCUACAAAAUAUGAUAACUAAUGAGAUAAGCGAUCUUUUGAGUCAUUUAAAGAACGAAACCAAAACACCACUCGAUUUAGAGCCUUAUUUUGCUGUGUCAGUUAGCAACGUUGUAUGCAGUCUUCUCAUGUCUGUUCGUUUCACUCGAGACGAUCCAAAAUUCAUCAGAUUCAAUACAAUGAUUGAAGAAGGCAUGCGAUUAUUUGGAAAGAUUCAAUUCAGUGAUUACAUACCAAUGACAAAAUAUUUGCCAACAUUUCAAGCCGCUAAAAGUCAAAUUGCCGAUAAUCGCAAAGAGAUGUUUGAAUUUUAUCGUGAAGUUAUUGAUGAGCACCGAAGGACAUUCGAUCGUAACAAUAUUCGUGAUUUAGUUGAUUUCUACUUGUUGGAGAUUGAGAUUGCAAAAGAAAGUGGCACUGAGGAUCAACUCUUUAAUGGACGUGAGCAUGAUGAGCAAAUUAUGCAAGUUAUGGGCGACUUAUUCUCAGCUGGCAUGGAAACAAUCAAGACAACACUCUUAUGGUUGAUUGUAUUUAUGUUACGUAAUCCCAAUGCCAAAAAGCAAGUUCAAGAUGAAUUAGAUAGUGUCAUCGGACGUCAACGUAUGCCAAAAUAUUCAGACUUACAGUAUUUACCUCACACCGAAAGUACAAUUUAUGAGGUAUUGAGAAUUUCUUCAAUUGUGCCGCUUGCAACGACUCACUCACCUUUAAUUGAUGAAGAAUUGAAUGGAUUUAAAAUACCGGCUGGUUCACAUGUUGUACCACUCAUUAAUAGCGUUCAUAUGGAUCCAAAAUUAUGGGACAGUCCAAAUGACUUCAAUCCAACCCGCUUCAUAAACGACGAAGGAAAAGUUCAAAAGCCUGAAUAUUUCAUUCCAUUUGGUGUUGGACGACGAAUGUGCCUCGGCGAUGUUCUCGCACGUAUGGAAUUAUUCUUAUUCUUCUCAUCGAUUAUGCAUUGUUUCGACAUUGCACUGCCAAAAGGAAGUGAAGAGCCGAGUCUUAAUGGUAAUCCAGGUGUAACAAUUCAUCCAGACAAUUUCAUGGUAUGCUUAAAAGAGCGACCAUUAGAUCCAAUUACAACAGACGAUCAAACUCCAUUGAGGCCGUUCGGAUCAAAUUAAAAAAGCACAAAUAAGCAAAGAGAAGAAAAAUCACACAAAACAUUCAUAUUUAUGAAGUUCCUAUGCUUCAGGAGCGCGGUUUUGCAUACUUUAAUCCCACAAGAAUUCAACAAGUUUUAUAAAAAUUAAUUAAUACAUUUGUUUUGUUAAGAAUUAAGUCUUUGAAGCAAAAAACCGUAUUGUAAGUCAUAAAAACAUUUACAAAUUAUUCUAAAGAUGAAAAAACGUACAAAUUUAAAAUAUUAAGACACCGCAAACCAAGUGAA